This is a messenger RNA of Haliotis rubra (blacklip abalone), 1358 nucleotides long. RefSeq names its product esterase LipI-like. Gene Ontology annotation, molecular function: short-chain carboxylesterase activity. Lineage: Eukaryota; Metazoa; Mollusca; Gastropoda; Lepetellida; Haliotidae. The record is from RefSeq and is a predicted model, not a curated record.
AUCUAUAUACGCUUCGAAGCGUGCACAGCGAUAAAACUGUCGAGAGAGUCCCGCGUUGGAGACACGGCAAGGUCACACGAAGUUGAUCGAGGCUGAAUAUUCACUCCGGAAUAGAUCAUUCCUGUCAAACCCCACUAUAAGGCGUGGAACAGGACUGAGAUGUCUACAGUCGAGGCGUGGGGGGCUGCCGGUCAGAAGUAUGAGAUCCAUGAGGAAACUUUGGAGUAUUUCCGAAUCCUGGAGGGUCGGAAGGACCGGCCCCUAAUCGAGCUGACACCUCCCGAGGCUAGGGAGGCGGGGCUGACAAUAGCGAAGUUGUUUGGGGGCGAUGUUGAGUUUGAUGGUCAGAUCAAAGAAUUUAACGUCCCGUCACCUGCGGAUCAAGGAAGCAUUCCAGUGAGCGUCUACAGGACAACGAAAUGUCCUCCAACAGCCCCCGUCAUCGUGUACUUCCAUGGUGGAGGCUUUGUCGUCGGGUCACGGGCAACAGUAGACAGUAUGUGUAGAUACCUCGCCAGGGAUACUCCUUGCAUCGUAGUGAGUGUGGAGUACAGACUGGCACCUGAGAACAAGCUGCCGGCGUCUCUGGACGACGCGUGUGCAACUCGCUGGGUCAAAAUGAACAAAGCUCUGAUAGGUGCAAGUAACUUGAGCGCCAUGGGCACAGCCGGGGACAGCGUAGGCGGUCACAUCGCCACUACAGUGUGUCAUGAAGUUCCUGGCAUGGACUUUCAGGUGCUGGUGUACCCGAUGGUUGACCUAGAGAACAUAUAUCCCUCCUUUGAAGAAUUCGCAAACUCGCCAGGGGUAAACAAGAAAAUCCUUGAGUGGCUCGAGAACCUCGCCCUCACGUCCCCGGCACAGCUGUCUAACCCGCGUGUAACUCCCUUGUUGAGGAAGGAGUUCUCUGGUCUUCCUCCAGCCUUGGUUCUCCUCGCCGAACUGGAUCCACUCAGAGACAGCGGAUAUGCUUACCGUGACCGGAUGUCCGAGGCUGGCGUGCAGACAAAGCUAGUGUUGAUAAAGGGAGCGCCUCAUGCCUUCAUCAGGAUGCCAGGUCAUUUCAAACGGCUUUGUGCAUCAGCGUAUGCAUCAAUGUCGGAAUUCAUCAGGAAACAUGGCAGCAACGACACGAAGACGCCUGCUGAAGACUAGCGACCAUAUGACGUCAUAUCCGCCCGGUGUUGGCAUGUAUCUACCCCAAGCCGACCGACUGCCAUGUAAACAGAAUGUUUGAAUGUCUCAAUACUCAAGCUUUUCUUAUAAUGGGCAGAUUUUUAUACUUCAUUUCAAUUGUGUUUUUAAGAGUUUAUUUUAGUUGUUAUGAAUAAUGUAAUAAACCCUUUUGAAAAUCAAAA